AUGAGGCUAGCACUGGAGUUUUGGACACCUUGCAGUGGCACCCCAGCAAGCGUGUUCGGCACAUCAAGGGCAUCCUCGCUCGCAGACUGCCGAGGGGAUCUGACGCUGUCUGCGCCGCCCUCUUCGUCCCAUGGUCUGAAGCUGGCGCCAAGGAUCGCAGCAAUGAUCCCUCCAGAUGCUGGAAGGCCAUCUACGUCAGCGAGCGGGUGCGAGCCUCGAGCGACCCAGACUGGGCACCUGUCUCUUGGGUUGACUCGGACCUGCCCAGUGCAGUUCUGGCCUCCAAGACUGUGCUCCUGUCGCUGUACGGAUCCGCCGAUGGGAUUGAGGUGGACCCUUGUCCCCUGCCCGUCAUGCAAUCCCCGACCGACGAGUCCAAAAACGGUGCUGAGGACGCGGCUAACUGUGGGCGACAAGAGGUGGAAGAGGUGA
Molecule: messenger RNA, 432 nt
Organism: Auxenochlorella protothecoides
Lineage: Eukaryota; Viridiplantae; Chlorophyta; Trebouxiophyceae; Chlorellales; Chlorellaceae
Exons: 3
Coding region: 1-432 (143 amino acids)
Source: RefSeq, a predicted model, not a curated record